UAGAGGAGAGGAGAGAUGAGCAAGAACUGGUUACGCCAUGGCUACAGCAAGGUAGCUAGGAUUUUUGGCAAACCAGACUCGAAGAAGCAGAACUUCCCUGUCCUAGAAGGCCAUCCUGCCGCGCAAGAGCAUGCAGAGGUGGCCGUCGAAACACACGGCACUAUUCGAAACAGAAUCAGUAACCUCCACAAAGAAUUCAGGAUCUACAGAUGGAACCCUGACCAUCCCAACAGCAAACCCCUUCUCCAAUCGUUCUAUAUUUUGACCUUUCCAACUGCGGCCCCAUGGUUUUGGAUGCAUUACAAAAGAUAAAAGCUGAAGAUGAUUCAAGCUUGAGCUAUAGGAGGUCAUGUAGGGAAGGGAUUUGUGGGUCGUGUGCCAUGAAUAUUGAUGGGACUAACACAGUGGCCUGCCUUAAGCCUAUUGAUGCAAGCACCAGCACACCCACUAUCAUAACUCCUCUGCCUCACAUGUUUGUGAUUAAAGAUUUGGUGAUUGAUCUCACCAAUUUUUAUCAACAAUACAAGUUGAUUGAGCCUUGGCUUAAGACCACAAAAGUACCGGAAGAAGGGAGAGAAUAUAGGCAGUCCCCUGCAGAUAGGAAGAAAUUGGAUGCACUAUACGAGUGCAUUCUUUGUGCAUGCUGCAGCACUUCAUGUCCAUCUUACUGGUGGAAUCCAGAGGAGUUUACAGGACCAGCUGCUUUGCUCCAUGCUUAUUGAUGGAUGUGCGACAGCCGGGAUGAGUUCACGGAAGCACGGUUGCAAUCUAUAUCGGAAGACCAUAAGAAGUUGUACAGAUGCAGGACAAUUAAGAAUUGCACAGCUACAUGCCCCAAGAGCCUGAAUCCGGUGGAUGCUAUUCAUAAGAUGAAGACUAAGCACAUGCUUGCUCAACCAAUGGAGAGAUAUGAAAGCCACUAGGUCUUAUCAACAGCCAAUGCUCAAAACACCUUAUCAACCUUGAAACCUUUGCCUAUUGCUUACCAUGUUGGAUCUUGCUUUAUUAAGAAAAAUGUUUACAAGGA
Rubroshorea leprosula is the source of this 1027-nucleotide messenger RNA. The record is from the annotation of a GenBank genome assembly. NCBI's taxonomy places the organism in Eukaryota, Viridiplantae, Streptophyta, Magnoliopsida, Malvales, Dipterocarpaceae.